Messenger RNA from Leishmania mexicana MHOM/GT/2001/U1103, 1701 nucleotides. RefSeq lists its product as hypothetical. Bases 1 to 1701 code for a protein of 566 amino acids. NCBI's taxonomy places the organism in Eukaryota, Euglenozoa, Kinetoplastea, Trypanosomatida, Trypanosomatidae. The record is from RefSeq and is a predicted model, not a curated record. The transcript has a single exon.
AUGUCGCGGAGACCGAGCGGCUCGUUUGGCCGCAGCGUCAGCGGCUCCAGCCAGCUCACCAGCGCCAGCGACGCCGGAAGCUCGACGACGGGGCCACAGGCGGUGUUCUGCGUGAACCCCGUUUUCUUUGAGAACUGCGGUGCGCUGUUGAAUGCGCCGAGCGGGUUGACGACGACGUCUGUGCUGAAGGUGCUGCAAACCACCGGCAACAAGACGUCUAUGUCUCUCGCAAAGUGGAAGGAGACGGCGAUGACGGUGCUUGGGCUGCGCGAGUCGACCGCGUACGCCAUCUUUGACGUCUUCUUUGCCUUAAGCGGGGGCUGCAUCCAAAAUACGCCAGCCUAUUCGGGUGGAGAGCGGACGAGCGUGACGCAGCUGCGGCAGGAGAGCAACCGUGCCCUGCUGCAGAAGAUGGGCGGCGCCGUGGAUCAAGGUCGUUGGCCAGCCGCCUCCACCGCGCGACAGGUGAGCCUUCCGGGGCUUCUUAUCUUUUUGCUGUGUCAGCUGUUCGUAGAGCGCAAGCGGGCAGGCGCGCCUAACAAGGUCACAUCAGAGGCGGUGGCCGAGUACGUGCGGCAGCAUCUGCACGACUUCAUCAGCGCCGUCGCAGUUACGCGUGCAUCUCGUCUGACCAUGGCUGACGCAGCGGAGCUUGGCUAUCUGCUCCGUGAGGUCGUCAACGGUGUUGAGCAGCCGUUCGGACCGAGCAUCAGCUUUCUCUGGCAGUUUAACGAGAAGACGAUCGACGUCGCGGUUCUCUCCCAGUACUUGCGAGUGCGCGUCCGCGCCAACGGCGAGAUAAAGAAGGUUGGCAGCGGCACCACGACGGUAGGGAACGCCUUUGGCUUCAACAACAUCACCAUCCAGAACCUAGCCGACACGGUGCACAUCACGCCGUACGCCCUUCUGCCAGAUAUGGCAUCCCGUCUCCUGUCAUCUAACUUGACCAUCUCGAACUGCUCGCAGACGCACAUCUACGCCCCCUCGGUGCUCCCCCACACCCUACUUAGCUCCCUCACGAACUGCACUGUCUCACUGGGCCCGGUGGGCGGCGUACUGAGUGUGCAGAACUGCCAUCACUGCUCCAUCUCCGCCCUCUGCGGAGCGGUCAUCGUGAGCAACUGCACCAACGUGACUCUAUACGUGUGUGUAAACACACCGCCAGUUCUCAUUCCGAGCGAGAGCUCGAACGGCGGCGCGAGGGCAUCGGGGACGAGCAGCAGCAAGGUAAACGGUGCAACAUCCGUGCCCUCCGGGGGAGGGGUGCGCUUUGCCCCGUACAAUUCUUUCUACCCCGCCAUGGAGCAGCACAUCAGCAGCUCCGGCAUCAGUCCGCUGCUGAAUGUGUGGAACGUGGGGCUGCCCAAUCACGAAUCGAUUCUACCGCCGUCGGAGUUCCAAAGCAUGCCCUUCCCCUUGGCACAGUCCGCCAACCUCAGCAACGUCACCCGCACAAACCCAUGCCCACUACCAGCGCCCUAUCGUGAUGCGAUGAGCCGCCGCCUGCAGCGAGUGCGUGAUGUGAACGAUGUGAUCGCUAGUGCCACCGGGCAGCUGAGGGAGGCGGGGCGCAACGACCUUGUGGAUGAGCUGCACCAACGUGUCACAUCCAUGUUCCGCGACUGGUUGAAAGAGACGGGACAAGAGCACGUCUUGGCGGACUUGACGCACACAACCGCGCCUAGUAAAACGGUGGGCUGA